GGAAGUGAUCCCUGAGGACCGAGUUGUAGCCAAAGGACCUGCGGCGGGGCCAGGUUGGGGACCAUGAGCUGAGUACUGCUAAGCACUGGCUUAUGCUGAUAAAGGGGAUUGAACCUGGCAUCUCUGUGCCUCAGCCAUGAUUCCUUUCAAGAUUGGGCAGCCUAAGAAACAGAUUGUCCCCAAAACAGUGGAGAGAGACUUUGAAAGGGAGUAUGGAAAACUCCAGCAGCUGGAGGAGCAGACCAAGAGACUGCAGAAGGACAUGAAGAAGAGUGCUGACGCUGACCUGGCCAUGUCCAAAUCUGCUGUGAAGAUAUCCUUGGAUUUACUCUCUAAUCCCCUCUGCGAGCAAGAUCAGGACUUCCUGAACAUGGUGACAGCGCUGGACACGGCCAUGAAGCGGAUGGAUGCCUUCAACCAAGAAAAGGUGAACCAGAUCCAAAAGACUGUGAUUGAGCCCUUAAAAAAGUUUGGCAGCGUCUUCCCCAGCCUCAACAUGGCAGUGAAGCGGCGGGAACAGGCCUUGCAGGACUAUAGGAGGCUGCAGGCCAAGGUAGAGAAGUACGAAGAGAAGGAGAAGACAGGGCCAGUGCUGGCCAAACUCCACCAGGCCCGAGAAGAGCUGCGGCCGGUGCGAGAUGACUUUGAGGCCAAGAACAAGCAGCUUCUGGAUGAGAUGCCUCGGUUCUACAGCAGCCGACUCGACUACUUCCAGCCCAGCUUUGAGUCCCUGAUCCGCGCGCAGGUGGUGUACUACUCUGAGAUGCAUAAGAUCUUCGGAGACCUGACCCAGCAGCUUGACCAGCCUGGCCACUCGGACGAGCAACGGGAACGAGAGAACGAAGCCAAGCUGAGCGAGCUCAGGGCCCUUUCCAUUGUAGCUGAUGACUGAGCUGCCUACCCUGGGAGACUCCCAGGACCGAGCCAGCCUCUGGCCUUUGCCUUCUUCAUGUUUAGGCUCAGGCCUCAGCCAGAAAAAGACCUUCCCCUUGGGAGAAACGCCUGUGGGCAGGUUAGGCUCUCGCCCACCAGCCCUAUGGAAUGAGCCAGGGCCUGCAGACAGGUAAGCAGGAUAGAAAACCCCAAGGGCCUUAUUCCCCAAAGAACCGUCCAGUGCACCUCCUGGCCUUGGGCCAGAGCAUGUCUCUUGCCCACUGUUGAGUCCUUUGAGGUAUUAGCCUUACCUGUGUGAUUGGGAUCGCAUCUACCUCCAAAAGGCCCACCUUGGGGAGCCCACCCACAUCAAAGACAUUUUCCUGAGACCUAGCAACACGUCUCCCAGCACCACAAAGGCCACUCAGCCUACUUCUCCCCUUAGGUCACAUGCAGGAAGAACCCACAUCCUGCAGGUUCCCCAGGAAGCCAGGACUCAGCUGUAUAAAUAUCCUAUCAGGGCACGCUGAGAACCAGGCCUCUGAGCAGGAACAGUGGGUCUGUGUCGUAUCUGAACAUUUGGAUUAAUUUUUUUCAAGUAAAGUUUUCAAUAAAAUUUCCAUAUAGUACUGUACUGUAAAAGGA
Molecule: messenger RNA, 1518 nt
Organism: Erinaceus europaeus (western European hedgehog)
Lineage: Eukaryota; Metazoa; Chordata; Mammalia; Eulipotyphla; Erinaceidae
Gene: BIN3
Product: bridging integrator 3
Exons: 10
Coding region: 137-892 (251 amino acids)
Biological process (GO): actin cortical patch localization; endocytosis; plasma membrane tubulation
Cellular component (GO): actin cortical patch; cytoplasm
Molecular function (GO): protein binding; lipid binding
Source: RefSeq, a predicted model, not a curated record